AUGGCUGGACGUUAUGAGCGGGUAAACGCCCAAGACGAGGACGACUUCAAUAGCCCCAACUCGGCACCGCCAAGUCACGCGCAACCAGUGCCAAACUCUCCGCCGCCAUCAUUUCACUCGAGAGCUUCAUCGCGCGAUCGCGCGGCACACGGAGUCGACUCGACGCUCGCCGACGCAUUCGAUACCGACGGCGACGACAGCGAUGACGACGCCGACGAUAGGCAAAGAUUAGUCCGCGCCGACUCCACCUUGACCUCCCGCGGCCCAUCACGCAACCCGUCCUCCGAGUCAAGACCCCAGCCCGACCGGCAGGUCACCCAGCUUCCUCCUACCACCGCGACGGCGGCAGGCGGACCUACGACGCCGUUUCGUAUCUACGGCAGCGGUAUUCAAAAUGAGGGCGUCUUUUCCAACUUGACAGCGAAGCCCGAGCGGGGAGGCGAGACGAAGGAGGAGCAACCUCCGACCUACGAGCAAGCCGCUGCUGACGCGGCGCCUCCAUACUGGGAGACGACCAUCCUGGCCCCAGGCCUCGGCGGACCCGACGAAGUCUAUAUUGAUGGGAUGCCAGUCGGAUCUCUCUUUAGUUUUGUCUGGAAUGGCAUGAUUUCCAUGUCCUUCCAGGUUGUCGGUUUCAUCCUCACAUACCUCCUUCACUCGACUCACGCAGCCAAGAACGGGUCCCGCGCCGGCCUGGGCAUUACGUUGAUUCAGUACGGGUUUUACAUGAAGGGCACGACAGAGGGCGACCACCCACCCAAGAUGAACGGUCAAGACGGAUACGCGGCACCGCCAGAUCCAAACUCGCACAAUUUCGACCCCAACGCGGUAACCGGCGAGGGCGGCGGCGGCGUGUCGGACAUUACCGGGCAAGAGUGGAUCGCGUACAUUUUGAUGGUUGUCGGAUGGUUCAUCCUCAUCAGGUCCGUCAGCGACUACUUAAAGGCACGGCGCCAUGAGCAGCUCGUUCUGCAAAGCCCCGACCGUGGGCUGCCUGUGCCCAUUAUUGCAGAUGGCGAGUCGUCCGAGAGAGUGGUAUAG
This is a messenger RNA of Colletotrichum orchidophilum, 1041 nucleotides long. RefSeq lists its product as uncharacterized. Gene Ontology annotation, biological process: ubiquitin-dependent protein catabolic process; metal ion transport; vacuolar transport. The transcript is spliced from 3 exons. Lineage: Eukaryota; Fungi; Ascomycota; Sordariomycetes; Glomerellales; Glomerellaceae. The record is from RefSeq and is a predicted model, not a curated record. Gene Ontology annotation, cellular component: endoplasmic reticulum; perinuclear region of cytoplasm; Golgi apparatus. The coding region runs from base 1 to 1041 and encodes 346 amino acids.